Molecule: messenger RNA, 1659 nt
Organism: Saccostrea cuccullata (small rock oyster)
Lineage: Eukaryota; Metazoa; Mollusca; Bivalvia; Ostreida; Ostreidae
Exons: 5
Coding region: 109-1002 (297 amino acids)
Source: RefSeq, a predicted model, not a curated record
GGAAGUCACUGUCACUAAGGAUACGUUUGUUUUACAACAAUAUGGCGGCAAAAGACAGAGGAAAUUAAUUAUUUAUUCAUAGCGAUCGCUCUUUAGAGAUAAUUCACCAUGACGUUGUAUAUGCCACCUUUACAGCGAAAGAAAAGAGUGCCUAGUCGAUAUAAUCCAGACUCUUUUCGUGUCAUAAGUAAUGAUGCUGAGACAAGUAGAGAGAGGUAUUCGGGAAUUCCUGACUACCGCCCACCAUCACCAGAGAGGUUUAAAAAAGGAAUAUCUCUGCCAAAUAUAUACAGCAGGGAUACCCAAGUAUUACCUAAGGCUUUGCCAGAUUUUAGAGUACACAACCCCCAUCCUCGCAGCUGCGGGUUCUUGAGGCAUGACGUCAGACUUCUUAAUGAACCAAUUUGUAGUGUAUACACCUCACAUACACACGAUGAACAAAAUAUGUGGUGGCCCUCAAGGACCUCAGAUGAACCCCUUAAUGUGCCUCCCAAAACAAAAGAUACAAUAUACCGUAGUGAUUAUAUGAAAGAACAUAAGGAACCAUUACAUAGGACAACUAGACAUGAAUCUAACACCAAGAGAGAACCUGCACUGGGCCCAGAUAUAUUGAAAAGACUGGCUAGCUAUGAAGUGCAGGAAGUGCCAGUGAAUUUCCUCACCAAACGUGAUGGCACCCAGAGAAUUUUUCAAGAGAAGAAGUCAUACGAGCAUGAUUAUAAUUCAAGGAAAGAUCCAAACUAUCCCAUUAGGGGAAAGAGACUUGGGAGUUUUGUCUGGGAUGAAAUGAGCCCGGAGUUAGCACAGCGCUUUGUUGACCAGCACACCAAUCUGCUCGAGGCAAAAGAAAAGUUUGAAGCUUGUCAGUCCCAGAAAGCCACUCCCUCUACUCCACCUUCCUGUAUAAAUCAGCCAUCUCAGGAGAAAGUCAGUGAAACUAGCUCAAAUAAUGUCAAAACCGUCACUUUCAAGGAGCCUUCAGACUCCAGCAAACAAAACUAAAAUUUAGAAUGUAAGAGAAAUGUUUCCUGCUAGUGAGACCUUAUUAUACAAUAGACAGAGCUUACAUACCAACUCCAUUUGGGAUAUUUUCAUUGCAGUAUAUUUCUUUGCUUAUUUUUGAAAGGAUAUAAAUGUAACAGGGUGCAUAACUGUGAUAAAACCAAUAGCUAUUAAAUUGUCAAAAAAUUCUUCCAGGGUAUAGAAACAUCCAAGGCUUCUUAAUGCUGUCAGUAAAUUUUAAUUACUAGAAGAAUUCAAUUAUAGAAAAUUUGAAUUUAUUAAUUGAAAAGAAAUUCUGACACAUUAACAGAAAAUAAAUAUAUUUUUUUUACCCAUGAUUCAGUAUUCAAGGCCUUAUUGACUGAUUUGUAUAUUGCUUGGUAUUUUUAUGAAACUUGAAGUUUUUAGCAUAUGUUAUUUAUAAAUUGAAGUGUGACUGCUGAUGUGAUGUGAAUAUAAACUAUCUGCUGUUACAUUGUAUUUUACAUUGUCUAUUGUUGUUUUAUUACAUAGUCUAUACAUAUUAUAAACAGUAUUCUUUUUUCUCCAACAUUGGAUCAAUAUUUAUUCUGCCUUUAUAGUCCCUAUUCUUUUGUGGAAGACUUUUUUCACUUUGUUAUAUGUUUUGAAGACAAUGAAUUUUUUCUGAAUAAAUAC